Messenger RNA from Budorcas taxicolor (takin), 1923 nucleotides. It is a transcript of the gene LRRC4C, whose product is annotated as leucine rich repeat containing 4C. Gene Ontology annotation, biological process: regulation of axonogenesis; synaptic membrane adhesion; modulation of chemical synaptic transmission. The record is from RefSeq and is a predicted model, not a curated record. Lineage: Eukaryota; Metazoa; Chordata; Mammalia; Artiodactyla; Bovidae. Gene Ontology annotation, cellular component: postsynaptic density membrane; plasma membrane; glutamatergic synapse. Bases 1 to 1923 code for a protein of 640 amino acids. The transcript has a single exon. Gene Ontology annotation, molecular function: cell-cell adhesion mediator activity.
AUGUUGAACAAGAUGACCUUACAUCCACAGCAGAUAAUGAUAGGUCCUAGGUUUAACAGGGCCUUAUUUGACCCCCUGCUUGUGGUGCUGCUGGCUCUUCAACUUCUUGUGGUGGCUGGUCUGGUGCGGGCUCAAACCUGCCCUUCCGUCUGCUCCUGCAGCAACCAGUUCAGCAAGGUGAUUUGUGUUCGGAAAAACCUACGUGAUGUUCCAGAUGGCAUCUCCACCAACACCCGGCUGCUGAACCUCCAUGAGAACCAAAUCCAGAUCAUCAAAGUGAACAGCUUCAAACACCUGAGGCACCUGGAAAUCCUACAGUUGAGUAGGAAUCAUAUCAGAACAAUUGAAAUCGGGGCCUUCAAUGGUCUGGCAAACCUCAACACACUGGAACUCUUCGACAAUCGUCUUACGACCAUCCCGAAUGGAGCUUUUGUAUAUUUGUCUAAACUGAAGGAGCUCUGGUUGCGAAACAACCCCAUCGAAAGCAUCCCUUCUUACGCUUUUAACAGAAUCCCUUCUUUGCGCCGGCUAGACUUAGGAGAAUUGAAAAGGCUUUCAUACAUCUCAGAAGGUGCCUUUGAAGGUCUGUCUAACUUGAGGUAUCUGAACCUUGCCAUGUGCAACCUCCGAGAAAUCCCUAACCUCACGCCGCUCAUAAAACUAGAUGAGCUGGAUCUUUCUGGGAAUCAUCUGUCUGCCAUCAGGCCUGGCUCUUUCCAGGGGUUGAUGCACCUUCAGAAACUGUGGAUGAUACAGUCCCAGAUUCAAGUGAUUGAACGCAAUGCCUUUGAUAACCUUCAGUCACUGGUGGAGAUCAACCUGGCACACAACAAUCUGACAUUACUGCCUCAUGACCUCUUCACACCCUUGCAUCAUCUAGAGCGGAUACACUUACAUCACAACCCCUGGAACUGUAACUGUGACAUCCUGUGGCUCAGCUGGUGGAUAAAAGACAUGGCCCCCUCCAAUACAGCUUGCUGUGCCCGGUGUAACACCCCUCCCAAUCUGAAAGGGAGGUACAUUGGGGAGCUUGACCAGAAUUAUUUCACAUGCUAUGCUCCUGUCAUUGUGGAGCCCCCAGCAGACCUCAAUGUCACUGAAGGCAUGGCAGCUGAGCUGAAAUGUCGGGCCUCCACGUCCCUAACUUCCGUAUCUUGGAUUACUCCAAACGGAACAGUCAUGACACACGGGGCAUAUAAAGUGCGGAUAGCUGUGCUCAGCGAUGGCACGUUAAACUUCACGAAUGUAACCGUGCAAGAUACAGGCAUGUACACAUGUAUGGUGAGUAAUUCUGUGGGAAAUACCACCGCUUCAGCCAUCCUGAAUGUUACUGCAGCAACCACUACUCCCUUCUCUUACUUUUCAACUGUCACGGUAGAGACUAUGGAACCUUCUCAGGAUGAGGCACGGACCACAGAUAACAAUGUGGGUCCCACUCCGGUGAUCGACUGGGAGACCACUAACGUGACCACCUCCCUCACGCCACAGAGCACAAGGUCGACAGAAAAGACAUUCACCAUCCCUGUGACUGAUAUAAACAGUGGGAUCCCAGGAAUUGAUGAGGUCAUGAAGACUACCAAAAUCAUCAUUGGCUGUUUCGUGGCCAUCACACUCAUGGCUGCAGUGAUGCUGGUCAUUUUCUACAAGAUGAGGAAGCAGCAUCAUCGGCAAAACCAUCAUGCCCCAACGAGGACUGUUGAAAUUAUUAAUGUGGAUGAUGAGAUUACAGGAGACACACCCAUGGAAAGCCACCUGCCCAUGCCUGCCAUUGAGCAUGAGCACCUCAAUCACUAUAACUCUUACAAAUCUCCUUUCAACCACACAACAACAGUUAACACAAUAAAUUCAAUACACAGUUCAGUGCAUGAACCGUUAUUGAUCCGGAUGAACUCUAAAGACAAUGUCCAAGAGACUCAAAUCUAA